GCGCCGAGCCGGAGCCGGAGCCUGUGAUUUGAGCAGCGUGGGGAUGCGCCCCUCAGUCCGACUCUACUGCGCUCAUCAUCGGCUGCACCUGCUGCCUCCCUCGCCCUGCCGCUGGAUCUCCGGGAGACCGUCUGGAAGUUUUCUUUUUUUUGAAAACCACAUUUCCUCCAGCGAUUAAUUAAUUAAUUAAUUAAUUGAGGACGGCGUUGAGGCUCUUUUUUGUGGGAAUACUACGAACGUUUUUGCACACUUUUUUGGAGCUUUUAUCGAGGCUUUUAUCGAGGGUUGAAGAGACCAUGACGACCGCCACCUCCCCGAUCUUGUUGAAAUGGGACCCCAAGAGUCUUGAAAUCCGCACACUGACUGUGGAGCGGCUUCUGGAACCCCUCGUUACACAGGUGACCACGCUGGUCAACACCAGCAACAAAGGGCCGUCCAGUAAGAAGAAGGGGCGCUCCAAGAAGGCCCACGUCCUGGCCGUCUCUGUGGAGCAGGCCACGCAGAACUUUCUGGAGAAGGGGGAGCAGAUCGCCAAAGACAGCCAGGACCUGAAGGAAGAGCUCAUCGCUGCCGUGGAUGAUGUCCGCAAGCAAGGAGACAGCAUGCGCGUGGCCUCCUCAGAGUUUGCCGAUGACCCGUGCUCCUCCGUGAAGCGUGGCACCAUGGUGAGGGCUGCCCGGGCCCUGCUGUCCGCCGUCACGCGCCUGCUCAUCCUCGCCGACAUGGCCGACGUCAUGAGGCUGUUGGCCCACCUUAAGAUUGUGGAGGAGGCCCUGGAGGGAGUGAAGAACGCCACCAACGAGCAAGACCUGGCCAACCGCUUCAAAGAGUUUGGGAAGGAGAUGGUGAAACUUAAUUAUGUGGCAGCCCGGAGACAGCAGGAGCUGAAGGACCCCCAGUGUCGGGACGAGAUGGCGGCGGCACGCGGCGCUCUGAAGAAGAACGCCACCAUGCUGUACACGGCCUCGCAGGCCUACCUGCGCCACCCGGACGUGGCGGCCACGCGCGCCAACCGGGACUACGUGUUCAAGCAGGUGCAGGAGGCCAUCGGGGGCAUCUCCAGCGCCUCCCAGGCCACCUCGCCUACGGAUGACAAGCAAAGCCACGCCGGCAUCGGGGAGCUGGCGGCCGCCCUCAAUGAGUUUGACAACAAAAUCAUCCUGGACCCUCUGACAUUCAGCGAGGCUCGCUUCCGGCCCUCUCUGGAAGAGCGCUUGGAGAGCAUCAUCAGCGGCGCCGCUUUAAUGGCCGACUCUUCGUGCACGCGUGACGACCGCCGUGAACGCAUCGUGGCCGAGUGCAACGCCGUCCGACAGGCCCUGCAAGACUUGCUGAGCGAGUACAUGAACAAUACCGGCAGGAAGGAGAAAGGAGACCCUCUGAACUCGGCCAUAGACAAGAUGACCAAGAAGACCCGGGACCUGCGUCGACAGCUGAGGAAGGCGGUGAUGGACCACAUCUCCGACUCCUUCCUGGAGACCAACGUUCCUCUGCUGGUGCUCAUCGAAGCGGCCAAGAGCGGGAACGAGAAGGAGGUGAAGGAGUACGCCCAGGUCUUCCGUGAACACGCCAACAAGCUGGUGGAGGUGGCCAACCUGGCCUGCUCCAUCUCCAACAAUGAAGAAGGUGUCAAGCUGGUGCGAAUGGCCGCCACACAAAUUGACAGCCUUUGUCCACAGGUGAUCAAUGCGGCCCUGACCCUGGCCGCCCGACCCCAGAGCAAAGUGGCCCAGGACAACAUGGACGUCUUCAAGGACCAGUGGGAGAAGCAAGUGCGCAUCUUGACUGAGGCCGUGGACGACAUCACGUCGGUGGAUGACUUCCUGUCCGUCUCAGAAAACCACAUCCUGGAAGACGUAAACAAAUGCGUUAUCGCGCUACAAGAGGGCGACGUGGACACCCUGGACCGAACUGCCGGAGCCAUCAGGGGCCGGGCGGCUCGCGUGGUGCACAUCAUCAAUGCUGAGAUGGAGAACUACGAACCCGGCGUCUACACCGAGCGGGUGUUGGAGUCCAUCAAGCUUCUGUCUGAAACGGUCAUGCCUCGUUUUGCCGAACAAGUGGAGGUGGCCAUCGAGGCGCUGAGUACCAACCCGCCGCAGGCCUUUGAGGAGAACGAGUUCAUCGACGCAUCCCGCUUGGUCUACGACGGCGUUCGGGACAUCAGGAAAGCCGUCCUCAUGAUCAGGACGCCGGAGGAGCUCGAAGACGACUCCGACUUUGAACAGGAGGACUAUGACACGCGCAGUCGGACCAGCGUUCAGACCGAAGACGACCAGCUUAUCGCAGGACAAAGUGCUCGGGCCAUCAUGGCUCAGCUCCCCCAGGAGGAAAAGGCCAAGAUCGCCGAGCAGGUGGAGAGUUUCAGGCAGGAGAAGUGCAAGCUGGACGCCGAGGUGGCCAAGUGGGACGACAACGGCAACGACAUCAUCGUGCUGGCCAAGCAGAUGUGCAUGAUCAUGAUGGAGAUGACCGACUUCACCAGUAGGGGCAAAGGUCCCCUGAAGAACUCCUCGGACGUGAUCAACGCCGCCAAGAAGAUCGCAGAGGCCGGCUCCAGGAUGGACAAACUGGCCCGCGCCGUGGCCGAUCAGUGUCCAGACUCGGCGUGCAAACAGGACCUCCUGGCCUACCUGCAGAGAAUCGCACUCUACUGCCAUCAGCUCAACAUCUGCAGCAAAGUGAAAGCCGAGGUGCAGAAUCUGGGCGGGGAGCUGAUUGUGUCAGGGCUGGACAGCGCCACCUCGCUCAUCCAGGCCGCCAAGAACCUGAUGAACGCUGUGGUCCUGACCGUUAAGGCCUCCUACGUGGCGUCCACCAAGUACCAGAAGGUGUACGGCACCGCCGCCGUCAACUCUCCUGUGGUCUCCUGGCGCAUGAAGGCCCCCGAGAAGAAGCCGCUGGUUAAGCGGGAGAAGCCCGAGGAGUGCCAGACCAGAGUGCGGCGAGGCUCCCAGAAGAAACACAUAUCCCCCGUGCAGGCCCUCAGCGAGUUCAAGGCCAUGGACUCCUUCUAGGACCGCCUGCCAUCUUUGUCGGGAGGACCGCGCUUCAACUGGAGACUGUCUCAAACACACACACACACACACUAUUUAUCGAUCAUAUUGUAGCUUGACAACUGUGAAAGUCAUGGAAGUUAAGGAAAAAAGAAAACAUAUCAGGAAUUUGUUUUUCAAAGUAAAGGUUGCUAUUGUAGUCCUGGCUGCUUGUCCUUCAAGUUGGAAAACUAAAAUGUACUUCUCGCACUUCCCAUUCAACAAUGUAACAGUAGUAGUAGUGGGUACCAAGUUGUGUUCAAGGCGUGUCAUGUGACCAAGUGGAAAUAUGACGGGUUCGUCUCGCUGUGGUUUGCUCCGAAAAAUACGCUCGCCUUUGUCUAAUAAAUCCUUCAACUUGUCUCCUCCCUCACA
Messenger RNA from Nerophis ophidion (straightnose pipefish), 3410 nucleotides. It is a transcript of the gene ctnna2, whose product is annotated as catenin (cadherin-associated protein), alpha 2. Gene Ontology annotation, biological process: cell-cell adhesion; cell migration. Gene Ontology annotation, molecular function: beta-catenin binding; actin filament binding; structural molecule activity. The coding region runs from base 297 to 3017 and encodes 906 amino acids. The transcript is spliced from 18 exons. Lineage: Eukaryota; Metazoa; Chordata; Actinopteri; Syngnathiformes; Syngnathidae. Gene Ontology annotation, cellular component: actin cytoskeleton; catenin complex; adherens junction. The record is from RefSeq and is a predicted model, not a curated record.